UUUUCGAAGACUAUAAUGAAGAAUUUAAAUGAGGAAUCUGAACUGUUCGUUCAGAACAGUUUGAUAUACCAAUUGCUAUCCUGCUGUAUACCACUUGGUGAACUUGCUAAAAAUAAGGUGGAUAUAUUUAAAUGCCAAACGUGGGAAGAAAGGGUAAAUCUUGCAAUCGAAUCGGUUAAAAAACACGCUCCGCUCAAGGCGGACUAUCUAGGCUUGGUCUCCAACACCAUCUACAAGCGGAUGAAAUGUGUUGAUAAUUAUGUGCCUUCUUACAGAAAUUUAAGGUCAAAUGUAAAACUGUUCAAAGCAACUGCUUCCAUCAUUCAAGAUAUCGCGGAUGACUACGGAUUGUCAGCGUUCUUUGAGAAGUCCGUCGAGAUUCGGUUGUUCGAGGGAAAUCACGAGACGAUUUUAGAAAACGAGAAACUAGCUGAUGCUAUAAAUACUUCCAGUUUGAUGGCAAACUGACAUAUGUAGAAAUGUACUAGGUACUAGAGAAUAGUUUUUUUCUUGAAACAACGAAUAUUCGUUAUAUCAAAAUAAAUUUAUGUUUAACAUGAU
Messenger RNA from Anoplophora glabripennis (Asian longhorned beetle), 561 nucleotides. RefSeq lists its product as uncharacterized. NCBI's taxonomy places the organism in Eukaryota, Metazoa, Arthropoda, Insecta, Coleoptera, Cerambycidae. The record is from RefSeq and is a predicted model, not a curated record. The coding region runs from base 16 to 468 and encodes 150 amino acids. The transcript has 2 exons.